Hevea brasiliensis (rubber tree) is the source of this 3637-nucleotide messenger RNA. RefSeq names its product disease resistance protein RPV1-like. NCBI's taxonomy places the organism in Eukaryota, Viridiplantae, Streptophyta, Magnoliopsida, Malpighiales, Euphorbiaceae. The record is from RefSeq and is a predicted model, not a curated record. Gene Ontology annotation, molecular function: ADP binding. The transcript has 5 exons. Gene Ontology annotation, biological process: signal transduction; defense response. The coding region runs from base 130 to 3447 and encodes 1105 amino acids.
GAGCCUAGCUCCUCUUUUGUCAUUAAGCAACUCCUUCCCUCUUUCCUGCUUAGUUGGUACGGAGCCUAGCUCCUCUUUUGUCAUUAAGCAACUCCUUCCCUCUUUCCUGCUUAGUUUGUCUUUGUUUCAAUGGCUGCUUCUAAUGUCUUCUCAUAUUCCUCUUCCUCCUCCAAACCUAGAUGGAAUCAUGAUGUGUUUUUGAGUUUUAGAGGUGAGGACACUCGUAAAAACUUCACUGAUCAUCUCUAUACUUCUCUAAUCAAUGCAGGAAUAUCCACAUUUAGAGAUAAUGACAUUUCUCGAGGAGAAAAUAUCUCCUUGGAACUCCUUAAAGCAAUUCAUGAAUCAAGAAUUUCUAUUAUAGUCUUUUCUAAAGGCUACGCUUCUUCUCGGUGGUGUCUUGCUGAACUUACAGAGAUUAUUAAGUGUAAAAAUAUGAUAGGUCAGAUCGUAAUUCCCAUAUUCUAUGAUGUUGAUCCCUCAGACGUGCGAAAACAAACCGGUAGUUUUGGAGAAGCUUUUGAUAGAUAUAAAGAAUUUAAGGAAGAAAUAGACAAAUUGAAGGAAUGGAGAGGAGCACUUAUGGAAGCAGCAGAGCUAGACGGAUGGGACCUCCAAAAUGUCGCAAAUGGGUAUGAAUCAAACUUUAUUCAGAAGGUAGUGGAGGAUGUUUUGAGGAAAUUGAAUUGCAACUACCUGAAUCUUGCCAAACACCCAGUAGGAAUUGAUUCACGAGUCAAAGAAGUGAUUUUCUUGCUGAGUCUUGAUGCAAGCAAUGUCAACAUUGUGGGCAUCCGUGGGAUGGGAGGAAUCGGUAAGACUACCAUAGCAAAAGCUGUAUUUAACCAACUUUGUCAUGGAUUCCAAGGCAGCUGCAGUUUUCUUUCCAAUGUCAGAGAAGUCUCAGAACAGCCUAAUGGUUUAGUUCAAUUACAAAAACAACUACUUCAUGAUACAUUGAAAUUAAGAAAUUUCAAGAAUUUAAGUAGUAUUGACAGUGGCAUCCACUUAAUCAAAGAAAGACUUCGUUACAGAAGAGUUUUUGUUGUUCUUGAUGAUCUGGAUCAAAUGAAACAAGUGGAUGCGUUGGUGGGAGACCGAAAUUGGUUUGGCCCAGGAAGUCGAAUCAUCAUUACAACGAGAAAUGCUCAUUUGCUAGAUCAACUCGAAGUGGCCUUACAGUAUGAGGUCAGAGAACUGAAUCAUGAAGAGUCCCUUGAGCUUUUCAGCUGGCAUGCCUUCAAGCAAAUACAUCCAUCAAAUGAAUAUGUGAAGAUUUCAAAUGAAGUGGUGGAUUAUGUUGGAGGACUCCCAAUAGCCCUUGAAGUUUUAGGUUCUUAUUUGUGUAAAAGAAGCAUACCUGAAUGGAGAAGUGCGGUGGAGAAAUUAAGAAAAAUUCCUCACCAACAAAUUCAGAAAAAGCUUAGAAUAAGUUUUGAUGCAUUGGAUGAUGAUAAAACAAAGGAUAUAUUUCUUGAUAUUGCUUGCUUCUUUGCUGGUGUAGAUAAAGAUCAUGUAGCUAAAAUACUGGAUGGAUGCGGUCUCUUUCCAGAAAUUGGUAUUCGUGUUCUCAUCCAAAGGUCUCUAGUGAAAAUUGAUUGUUGGAAUAGGUUGGUGAUGCAUGAUCUAUUACGGGAUAUGGGAAGGGAGAUUGUCCGAGUAGCAUCACCAAACCAUCCUGGGAAACGCAGCAGACUUUGGUUUCAUGAGGAUGUUUUGGAAGUCCUCAAAAAGCACAUGGGGACGGAUGUUGUUGAGGGUCUCAUGCUUGAUGCACGUGCUUCAAAAGAUGUAUUUCUGAGCACAGAGUCAUUUACAAGGAUGAAUCAUUUGAGAUUGCUCCAAAUCAAUGCUGUCCAUCUUACGGGAAGACAAGAAAAUCUUUUCCAGGAGUUGAGAUGGCUUUGUUGGCAAGAAUGCCCUCUGAAAUCUAUACCGCGUAGGUUACAACUAGACAAUUUAGUUGUUCUUGAAAUGCAGUUCAGCAACAUCAGAGAAAUCUGGAAGGGGAUCAAAGUUCUCAAGAAAUUGCAGAUUCUUGAUCUCAGACACUGUGUGCACCUUGCUAAAACACCAAACUUCUCAGGACUCAUCGGUCUGGAGAGAUUAAUUCUUGAAGGCUGCACAAGUUUAGUUGAGGUCCACCAAUCUAUUGGAUGUUUGAAGAAACUUGUUUUCUUGAACAUGGAGGGCUGCAAAAGCCUAAAGAAUCUUCCCGAAAGCAUUUGUUACUUGAAAGCUCUUGAAACUCUCAACAUUUCUGGCUGCUCAAAACUUGACAGAUUGCCAGAGAGCCUGGGUAGCAUGGAAGCCUUAACUAAGCUUCUAGUCGAGGGAACAGCCAUUAAGCAGCUCCCAUCUUCAAUUGGACAUCUGAAAAACCUUACAACAUUAUUGUUCCGUGGAUCGAAAGAUGUCUCACAGUCUGUCUCUUGGUUAUCACAACUUGCAUCAUGUUUUUUGUCCAGAAGUGCAAACUCAAAAGUUUUGCUGCCAGCUUCCUUGGUUGGGUUGACCUCAUUGACGCAGCUAUUUCUUCAUAACUGUAGUUUAUUUGAGGAUGUAGUUCCCAUUGACCUUGGGAGAUUAUCAUCGCUCAAACAUCUGGAUUUGGAAGGAAACGAUUUUUUUAAUCUUCCCACUGGUAUUCGAUAUCUUCCUAAGCUUGUUGUACUGGUGCUGACUUCAUGUAGAAAUCUCAAAUCAAUCUCAGAGCUUCCAUCAAGCUUAAAGUUUUUGUGGGCGUCAAACUGCGCAUCACUCGAAAGAAUAUCACUUAAAUCAAAUGGAUUCCUGCGGAUGAUGUUUCUGUCUAAUAGCACAAAACUAGUAGAGAUUCAGGGAUUGGAAGAUAUGGAGCAAGCAAUUGCCAUUGAAAUGCCAUCAGGAAGGAACAGUUAUGCAAAUGAUUUUAGGAAAUUUCUUUGUCAGGCACUAUCCCAGGGUAAGCCUCAAGCCAUUUGUCUCCAAAGCAGAGAGUUACCCAUGUGGUUAAGCUAUCGAGGAGAGGGAUCUUCGUUGUCAUUUCGUGUACCCACAGUUUCAGAAGGAAACACUGAGGGUCUUAUUUUGUGGAUUGUUUGUGCAAUAAAUGACACAACUGCUAAUGUAGUUGUCACAACCACAUGCAAGAGCAAUAGUUCCACGACAUGGGAGAUGGCAUCUGACUUCAGUCUUGUUGGAGCUUGUGAUGAUCAUUCUUUGUUGACGUAUUUACCAUUUCAAUCUGCAAUUGAAAGCGGAGAAGAAUUGGAAAUUACAGUUCAGGCUGGCGCUAACAACAUGGUUAAAAACAGUGGUGUCUCUCUGAUCUAUUCAAAUGGCCUUUUUUGGUUUGAGAAAAGGAUUGAAGUGUCAAAUUCUCCACAAGAAAUUUGUUGUUUUGACAAAAGAAAUUGCAAGAUGCCCAAUAUGCAACUGCAUGAUUACUUAUGGUAUAGACCGUAGGGGUAAACUAACAAAAUUAGUAUUGUUAACAAAAUUAGUAUUGUUAUUUUUACGCGGUAGAGUCGUGAGAAAUUCAGAAAAUAUAAUGAAGUUAGGAUUUGAGAAUUUCGAGUGAUUAUAUUUUAAAUUUUUUCAUUAUAAUUGAAUCUUUUCUCUUGUAUUGUCCAUGAACAUAAAUCUUACGAUCGAU